AUGGGGCCGUGGUCAUUGCCUGGAGUGGUGCAGUUGAUGACUGGUUGUAUGAGGGUCCAGCACACGGUGUCGGCAGAAGAUACCCAUCUUCUGUUCCGGGAACCGGGGGUGCUCACGGGAUUCCGCCCACAAAAUAAGCCAUGGGCCUUCUACCUGUUCAGCGUUGUUCAAAUUCACAAUGAAUCGGUCAACAUUUGGUCGCACCUGCUCGGGUUCUGUACCAUCCUUUGCAUCAUGUACAGGUAUUUGACCGUUUACAUAAGUGCCGACAAUUCACAUUGGUUUGUAAUACUCGCAUUCGGACUAUGCUGCCUAAUUUACACUGCCAUAAGCACCUUCGCUCAUACUUUCCACUCCAAGUCUGCCCUGAUACACUACACCUGUUUCCAGCUCGACUAUUUGGGCAUCGGAUACUUCAGCCUCGGUAUGGCUAUCGUCACGUUCCAUUGCAGUUGCCACCGCCAUUUCUACUCAAUGUUGGAGCAUUAUUUACUUCCUGUCAACGUCCUGCUAAGUUGGGUUGGUUUCCUAUGUUCUAGUGUAGCCAAACUGCGGUACCAUCGUCCUUAUCCGUUUCAGCGUAAACUUUGGAAUGUCUGUUCCUUCGGUUUUCAAGCCUUAGUCGCGUUUGGCCUGGUAAUAACACGGUACUGGGAUUGCUAUCUGGACAUGAACUGUUCGCUGUCAUCUCUAAACCACCAUACAAGUGUCUUUAUGGUAGCCACCAUCUCCAUUUUCUUCUUCUCUAGUCAUUUUCCAGAACGAUUCUUGCCGGGAAAGUUCGACAUCGUCGGUCAAGGUCAUCAGAUAUUCCAUGUUCUGUGUAUAGUCGGGACACUACUGGAAUUCAAGGCUGCAUACAUCGACCUUCAGACGUACGUUGACAACUUUGAUCGGGAAAUAGUUCAACCGGACACAACCAGCAUGUUUUCGGCAAUGGUAGUUUACGGGAUGCUAUCACUGAUCACGGUUGUCCUCCUAAAUCCGUUCACGAAACGCAGAGUUCAACAGGACAUACGAAAUACUAGGAAAUGCCAGUAA
This is a messenger RNA of Ylistrum balloti, 1041 nucleotides long. RefSeq names its product membrane progestin receptor beta-like. The coding region runs from base 1 to 1041 and encodes 346 amino acids. The record is from RefSeq and is a predicted model, not a curated record. Gene Ontology annotation, molecular function: signaling receptor activity. The transcript has a single exon. Gene Ontology annotation, cellular component: membrane. Lineage: Eukaryota; Metazoa; Mollusca; Bivalvia; Pectinida; Pectinidae.